This is a messenger RNA of Diplodia corticola, 2595 nucleotides long. Its product is annotated as ubiquitin carboxyl-terminal hydrolase. NCBI's taxonomy places the organism in Eukaryota, Fungi, Ascomycota, Dothideomycetes, Botryosphaeriales, Botryosphaeriaceae. Gene Ontology annotation, molecular function: cysteine-type endopeptidase activity; cysteine-type deubiquitinase activity. Bases 1 to 2595 code for a protein of 864 amino acids. The transcript has 4 exons. Gene Ontology annotation, cellular component: nucleus; cytosol. Gene Ontology annotation, biological process: protein deubiquitination. The record is from RefSeq and is a predicted model, not a curated record.
AUGAGCUCGUUCUUUGGCAGGCUGCGCUCCAAUGCGCCGCCCGCGAGCCCGUCGACGGCCGUCGCGCCGGCCAAGAAGGACCCCAACGCGCCCCAGCCCACGCCGCUCGAGAAGCUGCUCGCCGCCGACACGAGUCCCAUCCGCACCAACGGUAGCGACAAGUUCUUCGGAUUCGAGAAUUUCGGCAGCACCUGCUAUUGCAACUCCAUAAUACAAUGUCUUUACUAUUCUACCCCCUUUCGGGAACAGGUCAUCAACUUUCCCAUCCGCUCGCCGCAAGACUCCCUCGCCGAUCGCACCGCCAGCGGCCUGCUGCGCAUCAACACCGAUCUCUCAAACGCCGGCGCCAAUGGAGUGCAAAAUCCGCUUUCGCCGACGAGGCAACCCUCGAGCGCGCAGCUGGCAUCCCCUAAGAAAUCAGGGGUCGGCCCAGGGGUGCCUGGCGCCCCGCCCAUUACGAAGCCCGAGGAGAAUAAGGACUCGCCCGAAUACAAGAAGAAGCAAGCGAUGGCCGCGGGACCCGUGCUGAACAUGGAUUACGAGAAUUCCAAGGCUUAUGGCAUGCCCGAGUCGCUGUUUACGUCAUUGAAGGACAUCUUCGAAGCCAUCAUCGCGCACAGGUCACGGGUUGGUGUCGUGAGCCCCCAAAAGUUCUUGGAGAUAUUGCGCCGAGAAAACGAAAUGUUUCGGUCUGCCAUGCACCAAGACGCCCACGAGUUCUUGAAUCUGCUUCUGAACGAGGUCGUCGAAAAUGUCGAGCAAUUUUCCCGCCAGCAAGGGCAGCAGCAAAUCGAGCAAGAGUCGCCUGAACACAGCGGAGAAUCCGAUUCCGGACUGGCAGUCAUGUCACCCGUGCUGAGCAAUGCCGUAAAGAACGGUGCCAUCAGCAACACCGGAUGGGUCCAUUCGUUAUUCGAAGGCACGCUCACGUCGGAAACAAGAUGCUUGACAUGCGAGAACGUAUCUCAGCGAGACGAAGCCUUCCUGGACCUUUCGGUCGAUUUGGAGCAAAACUCAUCGGUGACAUCGUGCUUGAAGAGAUUCUCGGAAGAAGAAAUGCUGUGCGAGCGCAACAAAUUCCAUUGCGACAAUUGUGGUGGGCUGCAGGAGGCGGAAAAGCGUAUGAAAGUUAAAAGAUUACCCCGGAUAUUGGCAUUGCAUCUCAAAAGGUUCAAGUAUACAGAGGACAUGCAGCGGUUACAAAAGUUGUUUCAUAGAGUCGUCUAUCCCUACUACCUCCGUCUUUUCAACACCACCGACGAUGCCGAGGACCCGGACCGUCUAUACGAACUGUAUGCUGUCGUCGUCCACAUCGGAGGCGGAGCAUAUCAUGGCCAUUACGUCUCCAUCAUCAAGACAGAAGACCGCGGCUGGUUAUUAUUCGACGACGAGAUGGUGGAGCCUGUGGACAAGUCAUAUGUACGGAACUUUUUCGGGGGUGAGAAUGUGCUGGCUUGCGCCUAUGUUCUCUUCUACCAAGAGACCACCGAGGAGGCGAUGAAGAAGGAGCAAGAAUCGGAAGUGAUCAGUCCUGUCGGUGACACGGUUUCAGUGCCACUGGAGUCUGUGAUGUCGCCGAUCAAGACGGAGGACACGCCCGUGAAUGGCUAUGUGUUCACGCCGGUGACACCGGUUCCGGAAGAGCACCAAUUUGUCAACCUCGACCACGCCACAACAGCGCCACCGCUAUCACAGUCGCCGCCCGUACGGCCCGCCUCCCAGCCCCCGCCGGAGCAUUUCACGACAUUUGGUGGUCAGCCGACACUCAAGACAAAAUGGAGCAAAUCCUUUAAGCUGAACCAUCACGACAAGGAUAAGGUCCGGGAGGAGAAAGACCGCAGAGCGUCGAUCAAGGCCCAGGAGAAGGAGGCGGAAAAAACGGCAAAGGCGCAACGCAAAGAGGAAGAAUCGAGACUGAGGGAGGCACGGAUGAAACGCCAGGAUGCCCAGAAGAAGCAAGAGGAGGAAAUGCGUCAAGUCAUGGCUCUCAGCAGAACCACAGCCAAAGAGGAAGCGAAAGUCCGUCGCACCAGUUCCGUCGCCCAGCAACGAACUUCUCCCGACCCGCCGCCCAAUAUAGCCAAUGGUGGAUUGCAUAAAGACGAAACCGAAAAUGUUCCGCCCAACACUGCCAGCACCACUGCUCCAUCUUCAACCGGUAGCGAGCCUCCGGCGAGUAGGCCCAAGGAGAACGGCCACCAUGGCCGUCACAUCCACGGCAGCAAGAGCAUCAGUGGUGGUCUUAACCGUUUCCGCAACUCAAGCAUCAGCCUUCGCCACAAGCCCAAGUUCUUCUCGGGCUCGGGUAAGGAUUUCAACUUCGAAGAGGCGCCCCCGACGCCUACACUGCCGCCGCAAUACCAGAGUAAUGAGCCAUCAACUCCAAAAGCCGAGACACCUCUUGCUCCGACUUUCGCUAGCCCGAGGUGGAAUCCGGAAACGCCUGACAGGAAUGCGGACAGCAGCGACGUCGGCGAAAAAGACUUGCCACCAGUUCCGCCGGAGAAAUCCGCGAAGGAGAUGAAGAAGGAGAAGAGAGGAAUUCCCAAGUUCGGCCUGGGGAAGAAGAAGAGUAGCAUGUUGGGAUUUGGGUAA